AUGUGCCGUCACUUUCAGGUAGUAUCACAAAUGGAGAAUCUGUUCGAUUUCUCGCCGUCCGAAAUUCUUUAUGUUUCGGCUAAAAAUGGCACAAAUGUUAGCAGCGUAUUGGAAGCAAUCAUUGAAAGAGUGCCUUGCCCUCAAGUCAAACUCGGGUCGCCUUUUCGAGCUCGAAUAUUUGAUUCCUGGUUUGAGCCAUAUCGUGGCCCCGCAGUUUGUGUGUCUGUGCUUGAUGGGGCAGUUGUUAAAGGUCAAAGAAUUCGAACUUAUCAUAGCAAUUGUGAAUACGAAGUGCUCGAAGUGGGCAUCAUGCAUCCGGAAAUGCGGGAAUGUUUGUAUGCUGGCCAAGUGGGUUAUUUGCUGACAACGAUGAAACAUGUUCAGGAUGCUACUGUCGGCGAGACGCUGUACGAUCUGAGCAUCGAGCGUCACAAUCUACAAGCAUUGCCUCUCUUCAGGCCCAAUGCUUCGUGUAUCUAUGCGAGUUUGUAUCCAAUGGAUGUGAGCGAAUAUAGCAUUCUGCGUGAAUCCGUCCACAAAUUGGCACUGAACGAUUCAUAUAACGGCGAACGCAUUAUUCGCUUGCUAGACGCGAGUCAUUUCCCGAAGUAUCCUUCUGACAUUGAUCAUUUCCUGGAGCCAGUUAUCAAGCUGACAAUUUUGAUACCCAAUCAAUAUGCGCCGGAAGUGGACAAAUUAUGCACUGAGGCUCGCGGAGAAAGAGUUGAUUGGAGUGCGAUGGAUACGGAAAGCAGUAUGCAGCAAUGGAAAUUACCUUUUGCCGAAGUGUGUGGGGAUUUCUUCGAGCGAUUGAAGCGAAUUACGAGUGGCUACGCAACAUAUAAUUACCAGCCGGAUGGUUAUGAACGAGCAGAAAUUGAUUUACUUGUUAUCCAAAUCAACGAUCGACCCGUCGACGAAUUCUCGCAAAUAGUUCCAUUACGUGUUAUGAAGGAAAGGGCUAAACUGAUUGUGCGAAAGCUGCGUGAGGAAAUACCCCGGCAACAGUUUGAAGUACGAAUUAAGGCAACAAUGGGGCAAUCAAAGAAGACUAUUGCAGAAACUGUCAUUGCACCAAUGAAGAAAGAUUUCACAGGGCGACUGAAAGGCAAUUUCGGAGAGCAAAAGGCGGGUAAGGAAAGGAUGAAACAGAUUGGCAGAGUGCAGAUCCCGAAAGAAGCUUUCGUCAAUGUAUUACGAAUCUGA
This is a messenger RNA of Gongylonema pulchrum, 1206 nucleotides long. NCBI's taxonomy places the organism in Eukaryota, Metazoa, Nematoda, Chromadorea, Rhabditida, Gongylonematidae. The record is from the annotation of a GenBank genome assembly.